Adelges cooleyi (spruce gall adelgid) is the source of this 961-nucleotide messenger RNA. RefSeq names its product protein TEX261. NCBI's taxonomy places the organism in Eukaryota, Metazoa, Arthropoda, Insecta, Hemiptera, Adelgidae. Bases 248 to 829 code for a protein of 193 amino acids. Gene Ontology annotation, molecular function: COPII receptor activity. Gene Ontology annotation, biological process: endoplasmic reticulum to Golgi vesicle-mediated transport. The record is from RefSeq and is a predicted model, not a curated record. Gene Ontology annotation, cellular component: COPII-coated ER to Golgi transport vesicle; endoplasmic reticulum membrane; Golgi membrane. The transcript is spliced from 5 exons.
CUAAUUAUAUAGUCAUUAGUCGCCUAAGGUUUUGAUAUUGUAUAUAUAGGUUAUAAUCAAUAUUAUGCUUCAUGAACAUUUUUUUAUUAAUGAAAAUUUGAAGUCGAUUGUACAUGAAAAUUAUGCCAAAUAUACAUAAAAUACCAAUGUGUUGUUAUUGAUUAAUCAAUAAUUGUAAUAUUUAAAUUAGAUUUAAUGCAUUCAAUUUAAAAUUCUGUUUGUACAUUUUUUAAUAUAAUACAGUAAAAUGAUCUUCAUGAUGAUUGUUACUGUUAUAGCUAUUGUUACACAAAUUGCUCUUAUAACAAUCUUUAUUGGUGCAGGAGUUUAUUACCUAGCUGAAUUUGUAGAAGAGAAUACUACCCUUACCAAAAAAUGUAUAAAAUGGACAAUCAAUAUAGUUGCACUGUGUCACAUAGGACUGUAUUUUUUUGACAAUAUGCCAUUUAGCGUAGUUGCAUCUGGCCUUGUAAGCCAUGCUCUAUAUUAUUUGAUGCUAUCAGAUUUUCCAUAUUUUAAUUUUACAUCACUUUUAUUCAUAUCAUCUAUAAUAUCAUUAAUCUUAAAUCACGUGCUGGCAUUUAAAUUCUUCCUACAACGUUAUUCAACGUUAUUACAAAUUUUAUCAUAUUUUACUGUUUGUUUAUGGAUGGUGCCUUUUAUGUAUAUAUUAUCGUUAUCAGCUAAUGACAACACGUUACCUACUACAAAUAUGGAUGAUAAUGUGGUUUCACACUACUUCACUAAUCGAAAUCGGAGUUAUAAGCUAAAAGAUAUUUUUAGUUAUUUUGCUGACAUGACUACAAAAAAUGAUCGCCUUAAAUAUUAAAAGUGUUAGUUAAAUGUAAUGUAAAUGUAGGUAGAAUUUUGAAAACGAGGAACAAUGUUUUAAACGUUUAUUAAUAAAACAAUUAUUUUUGGUUAUUAAGUUAUAAUAAAUAAAAGACUGCUAUUUGUAUAA